Messenger RNA from Arxiozyma heterogenica, 2823 nucleotides. RefSeq names its product proteasome regulatory particle base subunit RPN2 (gene RPN2). Gene Ontology annotation, cellular component: nucleus; proteasome storage granule; proteasome regulatory particle, base subcomplex. Gene Ontology annotation, molecular function: enzyme regulator activity. Lineage: Eukaryota; Fungi; Ascomycota; Saccharomycetes; Saccharomycetales; Saccharomycetaceae. The coding region runs from base 1 to 2823 and encodes 940 amino acids. Gene Ontology annotation, biological process: proteasome-mediated ubiquitin-dependent protein catabolic process; regulation of protein catabolic process. The record is from RefSeq and is a predicted model, not a curated record. The transcript has a single exon.
AUGUCUGCAACUUCUGCUGCUCCUCUUUUGGCUCUUUUAAGAGAAUCUGAUGAUGCUAUAAGAUCAUAUGCUUUAGAAUCUAUUAACGGUAUUGUUGACCAAGAAUGGCCCGAAGUGUCUAAUGAUUUACCUGACAUCGAAGCCUUGUACGAUGAUUUAUCCUUUUCAAAUCGUAAAAUGGCUGCUUUGGUGGCAUCUAAGGUAUAUUAUAAUUUGGGUGAAUAUGAUUCCGCAGUUAAAUACGCUUUGGCUGCUGAGGAUUACUUCAAUAUGAGUGAAAAGACUCAAUACGUUGAGACUAUUGUAUCUAAAAGUAUUGAAAUGUACAUUAAAUUGUCUACUCAAAAAUAUGAAUCCAAGGAAACAAAAAAAGAUAUUAAUACUAAAUUGACUUCAAUCUUUGAAAAAAUGUUGGACAAUUGUGUGAUUAACGGAGAAUAUAGAUUGGCUCUGGGAAUAGCAUUAGAAGGUUUUAGAUUGGAUAUUGUGGAAAAAAUUCUAAAGGAUAGAUCGAAAAAUGAUACCGAAUCUAACACCUGCAAAUUGAUAAACUAUGUUUUGACUGCAUCUUCUACCACUGUUUCAAACUCCUCAUUUAGAAUAAAUAUUUUAAAAUCUUUGUUCGAUAUCAUACUGUUAAGUAAAUCUAUCGAUUAUUUUACUCUUUUGAAAGUAGUAGUCAAUUUGAAUGAUCCAGAUUAUGCAGUUCGAUUAUUUGAAAAAUUACAAACCGAUGAAAAUACUAACAACAGCAAUGCUUUAUCCUAUCAAAUUGCGUUUGAUAUCGUGGCCUCUGCUUCUCAAGGUCUGUUAACCGAAUUGGUCAAUAGGCUAACUGAACAAAACUUUCCUACCCAGUUGUUAACAAUCUUAUCUGGUGUCCCAGCUUGUGAUAUGCAGACUACUUUCCUUUUAAAUAAUAAAAAUAUUGAUAUUGAGUUACUAAACAAGACUAAAUCAGCUCUGGAUGGCAAGAUUUCUUUAUUCCAUACUGCAGUCAGUGUAGCCAACGGGUUUAUGCAUGCGGGUACUGCUGAUAAUUCUUUUAUCAAAAAUAAUUUACCAUGGUUAGGUAAAGCACAAAACUGGGCUAAGUUUACCGCCACUGCAUCCUUAGGUGUCAUUAAUAAGGGUAAUUUAAUCGAUGGUAAAAAAGUUAUGAAUCCAUAUCUGCCAGGUAGUCGAGCAUCAUCUCGUUAUAUUAAAGGUGGUUCCUUAUACAGUCUUGGUUUAAUCUAUGCUGGGUAUGGUUCGGAUAUAGUAGAUUAUCUAAUGUCCAACAUAGUGGAAAACAGUUCAAAGACAUCUGAUCCUGAUAUUGAUGUUCUAUUACAUGGUGCUUCCUUAGGGUUAGGUUUAGCUGCAUUAGGUACAAACGACAGUGAAGUUAAUGAAGCUUUAAGUGAAGUCCUAUAUAAUGACUCAGCUGUAUCAGGUGAAGCUGCUGCAUUAGGUAUUGGUCUUACCAUGUUGGGUUCUGGUGAUGAAGAUACUAUCAAUAGCAUGUUCUUCUAUGCUCAUGAAACUAAGCAUGGCAAUAUUACAAGAGGCUUAGCUAUGGGUAUAGCUCUGGUGAGUUAUGGCAAGCAGGAAAUGGCUGAUGACAUUAUUAAUAAAAUGCUAGAUAGCGAAAACACUUUGUUACGUUAUGGUGGUGCUUUCACUUUAGCCAUGGCCUACGUCGGUACUAGUAAUAAUAAGGCAAUUAAAAAAUUACUUCAUAUUGCAGUGUCAGAUUCUAAUGAUGAUGUUAGAAGAGCUGCUGUUACAUCGCUAGGUUUCAUAUUAUUGCGUGAUUACGCAACUGUACCAAGAAUUGUGGAAUUACUGUCUAAAUCUCAUAACCCACAUGUUCGUUGUGGUACUGCAUUUGCAUUGGGUACUGCAUGUGCUGGUAAAGCUUUAGAUACCGCUGUAGAAGUCCUAGAAUCUCUAACUAAAGAUCCAGUUGAUUUUGUCCGUCAAGCUGCCAUGAUUGCAUUAUCUUUAAUUAUGAUCCAACAAACAGAUAAAUUGAAUCCAAAGGUCAAUGAACUAAAUGAGUUGUUUUUAAAUGUAAUAACAAACAAACAUCAAGAAGGUUUAGCUAAAUUUGGUGCCUGUAUAGCACAAGGUAUUAUCAAUGCAGGUGGUCGUAACGUUACCAUACAACUGGACAAUCCAGAAACAAAUACACUCGAUACAAAGUCUAUUGUUGGGCUAGUUAUGUUUUCACAAUUUUGGUAUUGGUUCCCAUUAGCACAUUUCUUAUCUUUGUCUUUUACUCCUACAUCUGUUAUUGCUGUUAACAGUAAAGAUUUGAGUAUUCCCAAAUUUGAAUUGAAUUGUUUCAGUAGACCUGAUGUAUUCGACUAUCCAAAAAUGUAUGAAGAAAAGAGUAGUAAGGAAGUAGCCAAAGUAGCCACAGCAGUUCUUUCUACUACUGCCAGGGCCAAAGCUAGAGCUAAGAGAAUGAAGAAAGAAAAAGGUGAAGAUAAUGAAGAUAUCCAAGAAAAUGCAGAAGACAAAACCGAAAAGGAUAACGAAGAAGAAACAAAGUCUAAGGAAGGUUUUGUUAAAAACAGAUAUUCUGCUACUCCAUAUCAAAUUGAAAAUAUGAAGCGUGUUCUUCCACAACAAGCUAGGUAUAUUUCAUUUAUUAAAGAGUCUCGUUUCACACCUGUUCGUAAAAAUAAGAACAUAUCUGGUAUAAUAGUAUUGCAUGACACAAAACCUAAUGAACCUGUUGAGGUAAUCAAGACUAUAAGGCAAGUCAAAGAUGUUAAUGCACCAGUGCCUAAACCAUUCAAAAUUGAAGAUGACUUAGAUUUUGAUCGUUUAUGA